AUGCCAGCUUUGCCAGUGCUGUGUCGGGAGGUCAUUGCUGAGACACUUCGUGAUUCGGUGAUACCCCGAGAUGCCGUGCAGGCGGAUGUCUGGACAGCUUUCCGCUUCGACGGCUUCCUCACCCUAGCAGCGAUGCGUGCACUAAUGAUGCUCUUCUUGCUCGUUGCCGUCAUCGCCAUGGCUCUGUGGAGGGUGGUGGAUGUGGCAGAUCCCGAACCAGAGCCAGAGGAGAGCAAAUGCCAGAAGAUCGAGUCCCUUCAACAGCAUCCACCCAUCGCGAUUGACAAGUUGUUGAGCACAGAGGAUCGGCUUUCGGCAGAAGACUGUCCCGAGACCUCUCUUCAAGGUUUGCCUACGAACUUGCCUGGGAUCUGCCCGCCCUACAUGAAAGCAGCACAAGGAGCCCGCUUGUCUGUCGUGCUGCCUAUCACAGAACAGAGUUGCGACGUGCUCGGUCUGGGGGCCUCUCUUUCGCUGAGGGGGCCGCCGACUCCUCUACUGACCGCGAAUCUGCAUCUCGAAGGAUCGACUCGCACAUUGGAGCUGCGAGAGCAGGAGCCGGGAUGCAAAGGAGCUGAGGGAGGGCGCAUACUGUUGACGAUCACCUCGGACCUGGUGCUCUGGAAGGGUCGACUUCGAGAAGGAGAGUAUCUUGGAACCUUGGAGCCUGCACCGCUCGGAGGCAGCGAGUCUCGGCGUCGCCUGUUGUUGCAGCGCAAGGGAGCAAAGCCAGAUUUGCUCGUUUCGACUUCGGGCUCGGGACGCGUGGAGCUGGGCCUGCUGCCUUCUGGGCGGCUGGUGGCGAUAGCUGCUGUGGGACAUGGACAGACAUCUCUGUCGCUGACAGUAAAGGCAGGCGUCGACGCCGUCUAUGCACUGGGAUGUCUGCUGGCGGUCAUCACUUUUGAUUCCAAGUUAAACCGAAAGUCGAUCAAUCUCUUCAACACGUGGCAGACGGGCAUCGCGGAAGCGAAAAUCGAAGUCGGGUGCCCAUGCGCACGCAAGGCCCACAUUCCUUAUGCCAGUCAGAAGACGUCCGGCAUCUUCCGAUACGGUUUCAUCACGGUGCAUCGAAUUCAAGCAGUUCUUCCAUGCUCUGUAGUUGUUGUUGCGGAAGUUUUCAUGCAGCAGGACGCAGGACGUGCAGCAGGCACUGCCGCGAAUGCCGAGAACCUGGUCGAGGAGGUGUCAGAGCACCCGGCACAGCGGACGUCAGGCAGUUUUCAGUCGGGGACCGAAGGGCGCGGAACGGAGGAGGCAGCCCAAAAUGAAGUACUGUCAGAGCAUGAGGCAAAGCGGAAGUCAAGUAGCCUGCAGUCGGGGACAGAGGAGCGCGGAACGGAAGAAGCUGCAGCCCAAGACGAAGCCUUGCACCCGGAUGGUGAUGAGAAUCAGCAGGGGCAUCAAGACGCAGGACGUGCAGCAGGCACUGCCGCGAAUGCCGAAAACCUGGUCGAGGAGGUGUCAGAGCACCGGGCACAGCGGACGUCAGGCAGUUUCCAGUCGGGGACCGAAGGGCGCGGAACGGAGGAGGCAGCCCAAAAUGAAGUACUGUCAGAGCAUGAGGCAAAGCGGAAGUCAAGUACCCUGCAGUCGGGGACAGAGGAGCGCGGAACGGAAGAAGCUGCAGCUCAAGACGAAGCCUUGCACCCGGAUGUUGAUGAGAAUCAGCAGGGGCAUCAAGACGCAGGACGCGCAGCAGGCUCUGCCCCAAAUGCCGAGAACCUGGUUGAGGAGGUGUCAGAGCACCGGGCACAGCGAACGUCAG
Messenger RNA from Symbiodinium sp. CCMP2456, 1768 nucleotides. NCBI's taxonomy places the organism in Eukaryota, Dinophyceae, Suessiales, Symbiodiniaceae. The record is from the annotation of a GenBank genome assembly.